AUGAGGUUUCGAAAGUACAGCAGCCUAUACACGUUCUUUGAGCCAGAUACGGAGCUCAUUGGAAUAAUACCUCGAUUAGUAUCUGGUUUUCAUUAUUACAUUAAAAUAGUUGUGUACAUUGGAUAUUUGACGUUUGCAUUGAACCGUCUAACAUCAGCCAUAAACAUCUCAUCCUAUAACAGUGUGAAUGUUUCAAUAUGGACUCCGCAAUUGAUGAAAAAUGUGAGAAUUUUGAAGUGGACAGUUCCGUUAUUAGGUGUUAUUCCAACACAUGCUUGGCCUGGUUUUACGUAUUGGUUCCUAGUGACCUCUACAUCGAUUAGAUUGACGAACGACUCUUUAUCGACAGCUCUUGUGGCUUACGUCGACGGAAUCUGCUGUCUUGGAACAUGUAUUUUCUGCAUGGUUUGCUAUAGUGCAACUUGUUUUUUAAUAAGGAAAAAUUGGAAACGUGUUAGGAACGAUUCGGUUUUCCGAAAAAAUGCUGCCCAGUCAGCGGCUGAACGAAGUUUGCUGGUCUCUGCAAUCUUAUCUUUUGUUGUCUUGAUUCUGAAUACAGCUGUUCAAGUUGUAACUAUUCUUAUAUCUUGGGGAGGCGCAACAACAUUACUUUUCGUUCAAGAUCUUUCAUAUCCAAUGAUUGACUUAAUGUACUCUCAUUUUCCAUGGGCACUAUUAGUCACUUCGGGAGUGUUGAGAAAGCAGAUGAUAUAUGAUACCAAGAUAUUCUUACGAACGUAA
Caenorhabditis remanei is the source of this 741-nucleotide messenger RNA. RefSeq lists its product as uncharacterized. The record is from RefSeq and is a predicted model, not a curated record. Lineage: Eukaryota; Metazoa; Nematoda; Chromadorea; Rhabditida; Rhabditidae. The transcript is spliced from 6 exons. The coding region runs from base 1 to 741 and encodes 246 amino acids.